AGACCAUCUGAACUGCGCAGCGUUCGCCCCAGGCCUCGGCCCGGUCUAGGGGUGGAGGACAGGUUCAGCACCACGGACAGCACCCUCGGCCCCGCCUCCUGUCCUGUGCCGAAUGUGCGGCCCGGGACCAAUCUGGUCUCGGGGUGGGCCCUAGGCGUUGCUGGCUUUUCUAAGUGGGAUGAAGGACUCUCGUGCAUUCCAGAGCAAUCUCUACGCCCCAGCCGGCUUCUCGUUUUCCUGAACCCGGUGCCGCUUCCAGCGCCCGCCCGGGAGACAAGAAGUCGAGCGUCCGGAGGCGCGCCCCCCGGGGGGCUGACAACCCGCCGGGCUCGGAGCGCGGCCGUCAUUGCUUCUACAAUCAGUGCAUGUUCUUUGCUGACGUCAGUCGGAGCUGUCUUGGCGCUAUAUAAGGCUGGCGGCGGUCCCGGGACAGACCCCGUGCUCCCCGAGGCGCCCUCAGACGGUCCCGAGAGACAGAUUGGAGCUCCGUCUCGCACCGUGCAAGCCCUACCUGUGAGUGGCUCGGAGCAUCGGCACCAGAACUCUGCGCUCGUUUCUCCCACGGCGACCCCCCAAGAGGGAGUGAGGGGUGGCACAGGACGGGGGCAGUGGCUGGGGCUGGAGGGCAUACUGUGGGCAUCGGGCGGCAGCCGGAGGGACCCGGCGGGGGCGCUGGAUGUGGCGCCACCUGCGGCUGCCCUGGACGCGCCUUACCCUGCCCUGCUCCUGUGUGUCCAGGGCGGCUGCACCAUGAGGCGGGCAGGACGCGCGGCGCUGCUGGCGGCGCUGCUGCUCGUGGCACAGCUGCGCCCAGGGAGCAGCCGCUGGAGCCGGGAGGCGGCGGAAGCCGGGGUCCCGGACCCGAGUCUGCGCUGGAGCCCCGGGGCGCCAAGCCAGGGCGGCCGGGCCCGCGCGCUUCUCUUGUUGCUGGCUGAGAGCAUCCCGCGCCGCGGGGAGCCGGGCCGAAGGGGAUCCGGGACGGCAGGCGAGCGGCCACGACGGGACGACCCCCCACUGUCCAUCGACCUCACCUUCCACCUGCUGCGGACCCUGCUGGAGCUGGCGCGGACGCAGAGCCAGCGGGAGCGCGCCGAGCAGAACCGCAUUAUAUUCGACUCAGUGGGCAAGUGAUCAAUCCGGUCCGGGGCCGCGAACACCUUGACCCUCACCCCCCACCUCUGGGCUGGGAUGCGCGCGACCGAACUGACCCGGACCCGCCCGGCCAGAGAGGCCCUGGCCUGAGCAUUCUUUACGUUACUAUUUUUUAAUAA
Molecule: messenger RNA, 1271 nt
Organism: Choloepus didactylus (southern two-toed sloth)
Lineage: Eukaryota; Metazoa; Chordata; Mammalia; Pilosa; Megalonychidae
Gene: UCN
Product: urocortin
Exons: 1
Coding region: 751-1131 (126 amino acids)
Biological process (GO): negative regulation of feeding behavior
Cellular component (GO): extracellular region
Molecular function (GO): hormone activity
Source: RefSeq, a predicted model, not a curated record